CCAUGCACGGAAGUUCUUUUUAUUGAUAUUUUCCAUGAAUAUAAUCAGACUCUUACCCCUGUGCUCUUAGAAAUGGUUCACAGUCUACAAGGGUCUACCAACAUGGAAGAUACCAGUGCUAUACUGAUUAAAGAUGCUGUGUAUAAUGCAGUUGGACUGGCUGCUUAUGAACUAUUUGAUAGCGUGGAUUUUGAUCAGUGGUUUAAAAAUCAACUAUUAGCAGAACUACAGGUUUCUCAUAACAGAUAUAAACCAAUACGCCGACGAGUAAUUUGGCUGAUUGGACAGUGGAUUUCUGUAAAAUUCAAAUCAGACUUGAGACCUAUGUUAUAUGAGGCAAUUCGUAACUUGCUUCAAGACCAGGACUUAGUGGUCCGUAUCGAGACAGCUACGACACUGAAGUUAACUGUAGAUGACUUUGAGUUCAGCACCGACCAGUUCUUACCGUAUCUGGAAUCCAUGUUUACACUGCUCUUUCAGCUACUUCAGGAAGUAACACAAUGUGACACCAAAAUGCAUGUUCUUCAUGUUCUGUCUUGUGUGAUUGAAAGAGUCAAUAUGCAGAUACGGCCGUAUGUAGGAUGUUUGGUUCAGUAUUUACCACUCCUUUGGAAACAAAGUGAGGAGCACAAUAUGCUACGAUGUGCCAUUCUAACCACCCUAAUCCAUCUUGUCCAGGGACUGGGAGCAGACAGCAAAAAUCUCUAUCCUUUUCUACUUCCAGUUAUUCAGCUAAGUACGGAUGUUUCUCAGCCUCCACAUGUCUAUCUUCUAGAAGAUGGUUUAGAGUUGUGGUUAGUGACAUUGGAGAAUAGUCCAUGUCUUACACCUGAGCUCCUGAGAAUAUUUCAGAACAUGUCUGCCCUUCUUGAGCUACCUCUUAGUUGUAAAGGUAAUGAGCUUAGUUCAGAAAACCUAAAAAAUUGCUUUAAGAUCAUCAAUGCUUAUAUUUUCUUAUCAUCAUCUGAAUUUUUACAGAUGUACGCUGCUGACUUAUGCCAGUCAUUUUGUGAACUUUUGGAGGACAUAACUACUGAAGGUCAAGUUCAAGUUUUGAAGGUAGUGGAAAAUGUCCUAAAAGUAAACCCUGUUUUGGGUCCUCAAAUGUUUCAACCACUUCUACCGUCAAUAUUCAGGGGGAUUUUAGAUGGGGAGAGAUAUCCAGUGGUGAUGUCUACUUAUCUAGGGAUCGUGGGUAGAAUUCUGCUACAAAAUGCAAGUUUUUUUUCAUUACUUUUGAACCAGAUGGCAUGUGAAUUGGGACAGGAGUUGGACCAAAUCCUUGGUAACAUGAUUGAAAUGUGGGUUGAUAGGAUGGAUAACAUCACUCAGCCAGAAAGAAGAAAACUUUCUGCUUUGGCAUUGCUUUCGCUUCUGCCAUCAUUGAAUAGUGUUAUCCAAGAUAAAUUUUGUGGUAUCAUCAACAUUUCAGUGGAAGGGUUGCAUGAUGUUAUGACCGAAGAUCCUGAAACAGGAACAUACAAAGACUGCAUGUUAAUGUCUCAUUUUGAAGAGCCCAAAGUUACAGAAGAUGAGGAACCUCCCACAGAACAAGACAAAAGAAAAAAAAUGCUUGCACUGAAGGACCCUGUACACACUGUGUCAUUGCAGCAGUUCGUCUAUGAGAAGCUGCAGGAAUUGCUGGGAGAGCAAGGUUUUCAGGCACUUAUGGAAACCGUGGAUACAGAAAUAGUUGCACAGCUACAAGAAUUUUUACAAGGGUUCUAA
This is a messenger RNA of Balearica regulorum gibbericeps (East African grey crowned-crane), 1728 nucleotides long. The record is from RefSeq and is a predicted model, not a curated record. Lineage: Eukaryota; Metazoa; Chordata; Aves; Gruiformes; Gruidae.